UUUCUCAUCGCUCUCGGUCUCAUUGUCCUGGAUCAAACGAUUCUUGCUACUGCUCUCCCCGUUAUUGCUUCGCACUUUGACGCCGUAUCGGACUUAUCGUGGAUAGCAAGCGCGUAUUUCCUCCCUCAGGCGGCUUUCAUGUUGUUCUUUGGACGCAUUUUGACGGUUGCGCCCGCCAAAUACGUUUUCCUGGUGACAAUUUCUCUCUUCGAACUUGGCAGUUUGUUCUGCGCCAUCGCCCCUUCUGUCAACUUCCUCAUCUUCGGAAGAGCUUUUGCGGGACUAGGGGCGUCCGGCUUGCUGGUAUGUGAUAUAUUGUCUCUACGCAUCUCGACGCUGAUUGAACCUAGGUGGUGUUUUUACAUCAACUUGCCGUUUGGUGGCGUAUGUGUCGCUUCAAUUGCCGUGUUUCUCCCGAAGCUUGCGCCAGAUGAGGAUGGGAAAAUGGCUCUCAAUACCUGGUAUAGUUUAGACUGGAUCGGAACUAUACUCAGUUUUGCUAUGGUGACAUUCUUUCUUAUACCUUUGCAAUGGGGUGGCGUUGUCAAGCCAUGGAGCUCUCCAAUCGUCAUAGCUCUGCUAACGCUGUCAGGCGUGUUUACCGUUGCGUUUCUAUUAUGGGAACACCAUCAAGAGGACGGAGCCAUGCUGCCAACAAGCGUUUUCUUCCAGCGAAACAUUUUCUGUGUUUGCUUCUUUGGCGGACUCAGUUUUGUUCUGGUCUCGGUGAGUAUGUCUGCUAACUUUUGUCGAAAUCCCAUAUUUUAUCAAAGCAAAGGCCACUCGGCCGUGAAGUCAGGUGUAGACAUUCUUCCCUUUAUAAUCGUCACAUCAUGUCAAGGUCUUUUCUUACAGUCUGAAUGUCAGAAAACGGGAUAUGCUUGGCCUUUUGUUCUACUUUGUCCCAUGAUUGCUUCAGCUGGAUUUGGAUUACUCUAUACGGCACAAGCUCAAACUGAUCUUCAUCGCAUCAUUGGCUAUCAGAUCCUUGUAGGCGUUGGAAUAGCUGGGUCCAUUCAGCUUCCGAUGGUAAUCGCCCAGGGACGGGUUUCCCACGACGCAAAGCUCAUCUCGAUUGUGACCUCACUUGUCUCAUUCUCUCAGCUCAUGGGAUGUACCGUUGGCCUUGCGUACGCACUGCUAAAUCCCUAUUUGUGA
Molecule: messenger RNA, 1158 nt
Organism: Coniophora puteana RWD-64-598 SS2
Lineage: Eukaryota; Fungi; Basidiomycota; Agaricomycetes; Boletales; Coniophoraceae
Product: MFS general substrate transporter
Exons: 10
Biological process (GO): transmembrane transport
Molecular function (GO): transmembrane transporter activity
Source: RefSeq, a predicted model, not a curated record